AUGCACGUAACGGUACUGCUGUGGUCUAAGAACGACCAGCUCGCCCGGAGCGAAGUCGUCGAGGUGUCAACAAAGACCCCUACGAUCAGGCUCACAGAUCUGCGAAUCAUCCGGGCGGUGGACGACGACGUCGCUUUUGUGAAGAUGUUCGAUGUGGAAAAUGGCACAUGGAAGGCCAUCCGCAUCGUAGAAGACGGCAUAAAGCUGCCGGGGGCAAUGUCAACGCUGUUAGUACGCGUCGGCGGCGUCACGUCGUGUCCCGAAUUCGGCGCCGAGCUGGAGGAAAUAUACCGAUCACUCGAAUUUCCUCGCUACACGCCAACCACACCGCCGACGACGCUGAUCACUCCGAUAACCAAACAGUGGCUGGUUGAGAUACGCGUGGUCUUCUGGGACAAGGUGUGUGGUUCAUCGCGACACGUCGUCAUUCGUACUAUUCCUGGAGCAACGAGCUUCGCCCAGGAUGGAAGCCUUCCGAAGGUCUUCAACAUCAGCACAACGCGUAGAUUCAAGAUUAAUUGGUCCGUUGACACCACGAUCGAGCAGUAUCUGGGCGGACGGAUGGCUGCCCAGAUGUGGUCCCUGGAGGACAUUCGAUGGGAGACCAUAGACAUGUACGCGGAAAGCCUCCUUCCACAGGAGCAGAAGAGCGUGCUCCUCAGGGGAAUCGGCGUGCAGUUCACUGUAGGGCUUGGGCGUGAGAUUGUCGCGUUGGAAGCCCAGGUCGAACGAUUCAGGGCACAGGACGAGGAGCCAUUGCUCGAUGAGGGGUUGUACGAAUACUCGCCACCCAGACGCCUCCGGCAGAAGAGGGCCGCAACACAGAGCGCGCCGGCCAUCACCCACACCGUCCCCGCGCCAGGCGGCGGCGAGCGGGGGAACGCUGCCGUGGGGCUCUCCGACGGGGAUCCUGCGAAACACGUAGCGAAUGAGGACGCUCCAUCAAGGCUGAAGCGCGAUGGGAGUGUAAAGGACUCUCGCAAGGAGGCUUUAGAGGGGAAUGAGCUGGGUAGCGGCAGCAAUGCCGCAGACCAAACAAAGGGUGCAGGCGACGGAAGCCGCGGGGGGGAUAUCGUCGGGACUAAGAGGCGAAGGGUGACAUACGCCGGCAUUCCGGAGGGGGUAGAACAGGCCCAGCGUUGGAAGAAGCGAUGCGGAAUGCCGCUGGGGGAUGUCGUCCACGAGCGGGGCGACGUGCUCCCGAGCGACCUAUUCUCGACGGAUAAGAUCCUCGGUGGCAGCGCGGACCAGCCCAUAGAUGUAGACGCGAUCUGA
This is a messenger RNA of Dichomitus squalens LYAD-421 SS1, 1275 nucleotides long. RefSeq lists its product as uncharacterized. The coding region runs from base 1 to 1275 and encodes 424 amino acids. The record is from RefSeq and is a predicted model, not a curated record. The transcript is spliced from 5 exons. NCBI's taxonomy places the organism in Eukaryota, Fungi, Basidiomycota, Agaricomycetes, Polyporales, Polyporaceae.